AUUUUGUUUUUCUUCUGUUUGCCCAGGAGCAACAGGCGGUAUCAUUUUGUGGAGACUUGAUAUUUUUGUUAUUGUUCUGACAAACAACAAAAACACAAAUAGACACAAUAGACACAAGCCACAAUAACAGAUUUUUAAACGGAAGUGAAUAUUUGAUAACUCGUUGCGAACUAUUUUUUCAAUCUCGGUAGUACAUAGCUAGUUUCAUUAUAAACAUUCAUUGUAUUUUAUUAAAGUGAAAUCAAUAAAAAUGUUUACAACAUAACCACAUACUUUUGUGAACCCCGUUUGACAUUUGUCUGAUUCUGACACUUCUCAUAAUUAAUUCGAAAGGGUGGUGCUGGUGGCAGCACUGGCAAAGAAUAUUUAAAUCGAUUGUUGUGAUAUGAUUAUUUGUAUUAUAAUUGAUGCAAAACAUGGAAUCAUUGCUAGUUCAUUGUAUAUUCUUUGCACUUCUGAUAAAUUGUUCGAUUUCUUCAUCAGGUGAUUAUUCGCCUUAUUACCAAAGAUGUUUUGAAAAAUGCAGUCUACUGAACUGCACAGAUGACGGUCUUGGAUUCAAGAACUACGAACAACCUACUAUUCUGUAUUAUACCCGAUGGGCAUGUGAAGAUGAAUGCAGGUACAAUUGUAUGUGGAAGACCGUAGAUGCCUUUCAUGAACGAAAGUGGAGGACCCCACAGUUUCAUGGAAAAUGGCCCUUCAUCCGAUUUAUGGGUAUGCAAGAACCAGCCUCAGUAAUUUUUUCGAUACUGAACGGAAUCAUUCAUUUGAAAAUGAUCUGCACAUAUCGAAAGGAGGUUAGGCCAGAUAGUCCUCUUACGUGGUUAUGGCACUCAUUUUUUGUGGUCAGUAUACAUGCUUGGUUUUGGUCGGCUGUCUUCCAUUUCAGAGAUUUUUUGUUGACUGAAAUCUUAGACUAUGCUUGUGCCUUUUCUAUGGUGCUAAUGAAUUGUUAUGUAAUGAUGAUAAGGUUACUGAGAAAUAAGGUGCCGCGAUUUGCUCUCGUUGGGCUUACUAUGUCCUUCAUUGCAUUUCUAGUUAGUCAUGUGGGAUAUUUGAGCCUGGGUAGGAUCGAUUAUGGGUAUAAUAUGGAGCUCAACGUCAUAGUUGGUACUUUCACAGCUAUAUGUUGGUUUGGAUGGUGCAUUUAUAACAGAAGUAGGCAAAGAUAUGUCUGGAAAUGUGCCAUAUUCGUUGCCCUUACCGGAAUUGUGAUGCUGUUAGAAGUAAUUGAUAGGCCACCUUUCUUUUACGUAUUCGACUAUCAUUCUUUAUGGCAUUUAUCCACAGCACCUUUAGUAGUUCUCAUUUAUAGUUUUGCAAUUGAUGAUUCCAAAUACCUGAGGAAAAAAGAAAUGGAAAGUUCCGAGAACAAAAAGAUUAAACUUCCUUGAGGAUCCCACAGGUGGGUCAAAGCCAAAGAAGUCAAAUAUAAGGGAACUAUGGCCCGCCUUAGAAUCAACAAACAAGGAAUUUCAUUCUACAGAUGAAACCAACUCAAUUUGAGAAGAUUCAAAUAUUUAAUGAGGACUAAGACUACGAUGAAUGUUGCAGCUAUUAGUAUGGGUCAGUUUUAAUGAUAGGGUACCUUUUGUUGGAGCUCUAGUCUUGUGAUAUUUGUUCUUAGGAAUAGACAUCACUCUCCAAUGUAAUUUAUUGGUUCUACAAUAAAAUAAUUUUUUUGUAAU
This is a messenger RNA of Phaedon cochleariae (mustard beetle), 1691 nucleotides long. NCBI's taxonomy places the organism in Eukaryota, Metazoa, Arthropoda, Insecta, Coleoptera, Chrysomelidae. The record is from the annotation of a GenBank genome assembly.